Marchantia polymorpha subsp. ruderalis is the source of this 910-nucleotide messenger RNA. Lineage: Eukaryota; Viridiplantae; Streptophyta; Marchantiopsida; Marchantiales; Marchantiaceae. The record is from the annotation of a GenBank genome assembly.
UAUGAUAUAAACCCGUCCAGAAUCUGCGCUCGUGGUGCCUAGUAAUCCAUGCCGUAUGACACGUAAGGCUCGACAGGAGGAAGGAUCGAUCCACCAAGGCGAGCGAGGAAAAUCAUUAGCAGCAAUUCUCUUUCGAGCCUAGAAGCAGAAGACAGGAGGCAAAAUGUACUCCCUUGCGCUACAGACAUCAAUUGCCACCGCGUCCUCCGUUUCUUCUUGCAGUCAAUUUGGAGGGUUGUCUCGGCCGUCAAAUUUUCCUCCAAAGGCGCUUGCUGCAAAUAUCAACAACUUGCGCUUAUCAACAAGGGGAGGGGGCAGCGCGAGGGCGAGCUCUGCAGAUGUUACUACGCAGACUGCAAAAGCUCCUAUAACCUUUCAGGUGGGAGAAACAUCCUUAACUCUGCCAUUUUCUGCUAAAGCAGCCAAGGGGUUGAGCGAUGCCAUCGACAAGCUUCUGAUUACCUUCAAGGAAAGGGAAAAGGCCACAAGGCCGCAGAGAUGGCAGACCAUGGAAUAUCGCCAAAACGGAGAUGACGGUGUCAGCUUUGAGUUCUUUUGUAACCCAAAUGCUUAUGCCAAUGCCUUCCAAGCUAAGGUACUCAUCACCGUCAACGAUGAUAAAAUUAAAGUGACCACCGAAGGACAAUUGAGCGCACUCAAGUCUGACGUCGAGCAAUAUGUGGACAAAAGUAGCUAAGAUAUACCCGUGAACGCCUUCUUUUUUUAAUCUACAUUUGUAAAUCAGGUAAUUUUUCUUGUAGAGUAGACAGUGGCACUCACUCCAACGUUCUGACGAAGAAAGCAACAUUGAUAUGGUAAAGAGGAUUAGAAGCUCGACGUUGAAGACUAGUUUUGACGAUGUACGCAAGUUUUGACAUGCUGGUAAUAAUAAUACGAGAGAUUUCCCUUC